AUGGCCAAUGGCAAACCAGGAAGUGGACUCUCAGACACCAGAUCUACUGGUGCCUUGACCUUGGAUUUCACAGCUUCCAGAACUGAAGGAAAUCAGACAAUUCCAGGUAAUAGGACCAAGAACACCAGUCAUUGCCUUGGUUGGGGAAGAGGCUGUGGUUUCCUAUCACCUCAGCCCAUCAAUGGAUGCUCAGAACAUGGAAUUGAGAUUAUUCUUCAAAAUUAUCCUUCAGGCCUGGUGCAUCAAUAUAGGAAUUUCCGGGAUAGUUUGGAGCAGCAAGUGCCAGAGUACCAAAGGAGGACAGAAUUCCUGAAGGAGAAUAUUACCAAAGGUCAUGUUGCCUUAAGGAUCCAACCCACCCAACCUUCCGAUGGUGGGGAUUAUACAUAUUUCUUUGAAAGCUCCACUUUCUACAACGAAGCAAAAUUCAAAUUAUUGGUCACAGUUCCAGGUACGGCUCCUCAUAUUCAUCUACAGCCUGGCAGUAAGAGUGGCAUUAAAUUGACCUGCAGAUCCAUGGGGUGGUUUCCAGAGCCUGAAGUACAAUGGAGGGACUUUCAAGGAUUGCGCUUGGCACCAGCCUCUGAGACAAAGAGAAUAGAAGAAAAUGGGCUGUUUCAUGUGGAAUCAUCUAUCACAGUGAAUACAAGUUCAAGAGCAGAUGUGUCCUGUGUUAUAAGGAACCUAAUACUCAGUGUGGAGAAGGAGGUGCAUAUCUCCAUGACAGAUGACUUGUUCCCCAAGGACUGUCCUUGGGCAGUGGGGUUUGCCCUUCCACUGUCUUUCUUGGCCAUUGGUAUAGCAGCCUGUGUUCUACUUCUGUGUUCCAGAAAAGCCAAAGGUAAAUGGAAUUUAAAAAAAAGUGGAUAUUAGCUUCAUUUGUAGAGAAUUAUAGUAUAAUAGUAACAAAAACUCAUAAGUGGUCUAUAGUUGGUUUUUAGCAUUUAAAAUUGGGAACAAGAAAACAUGAACAGAAAAAAAUAAUUCCAUCUACAAACUCAUGGCUCUGAAUGCUUUUCAGAUAAUACAGGUUGUGUGUUCAAGGUCAUUUAUUUCAUCAACAACAACAGCAAGAUAUGCUUUGUUAUCUGACAAAUGUGCGGGUUUGGAAUAUUGAUUAUUUAUUUGUCUAUGUGUUUGUUUAUGCACCCAGAGAUAAUCAAAUUAUCUGUAACAUAAUUUAACUGAAACCUUAGUUUAGCAUUUGGAUGGUAUUUUCUGUUAUCAGAAUGCCAUUGUUCUCUAAUUUUUUGGGGGGGUUCAGGUUAGAGCAAUAUUCAGAACAUUUGUUUGUGAGCAUAAGUAAGAAGAUAUUAACAAAUGAGAGUUCUUAUCCAGGCCAUGACUGCCUGUGACUUCCUUUCUCCAGGCCCUAGAAAAUAAUGUCUCAUAAGAGAGCUUGUUUCUCUGUGCUCUAACUUGAUUACUUUUCUCUACACAAGACUGACUACCCACAGCCUAUGGCACUCCUGUGCCUCACUCUCAAUGUAUUCAGGGAGUUCUUUAAACAAAUGCUUUCUUCAGAGAUAAUAUCAGUACUGUAGAAAGACUUAGCAGCUAUUCCUGUAGAACUUAGAUAUAUUUCUAUUCAGUUUUUUCUACAUUGAUUGAAUUUCCUGUAUCUUGAGGGCAACAUGCCAGCGAACAUGAUUUACCUCCACUAGGUAAGAGAAGAGAAUCAGGACAGUGACCAAAAGUAAAAAAAAAAAAAACAAAAAAAACGGCAACAAUAACAACAAACACUGACUGUGAAGAGAUGCAUUGCAUUGUGUUAAAGUUCUCUUAUCACCUGUCAGUUCAAGCAAAUGAUAUAGUUCAUACCCUUAAAUUUUUGUACAACAUAUAAAUCUCUCAAAAUGUCCAAUAUGUCUACUUGGUCAAUUUUAAAAGGUAGUUUUUCUAAAAAUGUGGGAUAUAUAUUUUUCAAGGCAGCAAAAUGGUAUUUAUCAGCUAGAGCAUAGUAUAUCAAAACAUAAGAACCUUAUUGGGCAUUGUUUGAAUAAAUUGUCUAAAAGGCUAAUUAUGUGGAAACCUUACCUAAAUUUACAAUUCUAGUGUCAACGCUUAUUAUUAAUCUACCAAAUCAAUCAAUAAUUAUUUUAUUUAAUUGAAAACAAUUGUUGACUAUACUGGAAUUAAAAUGAAAAAAACUUAAUUAAAAAUGUAUAGCUGACAAACAAUAUUACAUUAGUUUCAAGUGUACAAUAUAGUGAUAAAACAACUAUUUAUGCUUUGUUCACCACAAAUGUAGCCACCAUUUAUCAUUAUACAGCUAUUAUAAUAUCAUAAAUUAUAUUUUCCACACUGCAGUUUUCAAUGAUGAGAAUUAUUCAUUUCAUAACUGGAAUCCUGUACCUCCUACAUUACCCCUUCACCCCUUCACCCCCACUUCUGCAACCACCAGUUUGUUCUCAGUACUUAUGGGCCUGGUUCUGAUUUGUUUGUUUUGAAAUCAUAUGGUUUUUGUCUUUGUAUGACAUCUCAC
Acinonyx jubatus (cheetah) is the source of this 2485-nucleotide messenger RNA. Its product is annotated as butyrophilin subfamily 1 member A1-like. Bases 1 to 873 code for a protein of 290 amino acids. NCBI's taxonomy places the organism in Eukaryota, Metazoa, Chordata, Mammalia, Carnivora, Felidae. The record is from RefSeq and is a predicted model, not a curated record. The transcript has 4 exons.